AGUUUCAGCUUCUUUGUGUUGGUAGUGAUUAAGAAGAGUGUUUUAUUUAAUCAAUACUCUAUUACUUUUCACGAUUCGUCUGGUCGCUAAAGGAUCUGAUUUUGCGAGACAAAAGCCAUGACGUCAUAAUGGCAAUAAACAUCUGGAUAGCCAGAUUGGAGAUUCUAUCUGGGGAAAGGAGGUAGCAGGAGAUAGGCUUUGCAUUUCGAGAAAUAUGAAAAGUAGUUAUUUAAGAAAUACGAUUAUUUAAGAAAGACCCGUAGUAAAUUAAAAGAAGCAGGUAAAAUAUUAAAGUAGUCGAUAAUUCACAAUUACAAUGAAUAAUACCAGCGAGUCCUGGGACGAAAUGGAGGCAACAUCUGCACUCAAUGACUCCAAAAGUGAGAAGAAAAGCAGCUGGAAAUGCGAUCCAAAGUAUUUGCCCCUAAAAGUGCUCUACUACUUUUUCAUUGCAGGUGAAGCGUCAACUUUGGUGUUUCAAUCUGUCUACAUGAAACAUCUUGGUUUGUCUACGAAGCAAACCGGUAUGUUGUGGGCAUUACACAGAUCGGUUGGUGUAGUGGCCACACCACUUAGUGGAGCGGUUGCUGACAAAACCGGAAAGCCAAAGACGGUUCUGUGUACUCUGCUGGCUUGUUCUGCCAUCGUAGCAAUGAGCAUGGCUUUUGUUCCCAUAGAACAACAACAGAAUACGUUUGUAACCAACUCGACUGGAUUGGUUUGCUACGGAAGUAGUUUGACCAACCAGUCCAGCUUCGUAAACCAACAUCAUGAAAAAAUCAUGACAAAAUGCACCAGCAAUACCUCCAUUGGAACCAAUGUGGAAAUAAAGGAUGUCAGCAACUAUUCAGAUCAUCGAUUCCAAUUCAUCAUUGAACCUUGUGAUUGUUCAGCUAUCAAAUCAAUAAAAUUAAAUCAUUCUGGGCUCUCCUGUGCAGGUUUCUGCGAUGAUGCUGAAGAACGAGAAGACCAGGUUGAUUGCUACGGAAUUACUUUUUGGUCAAUGUUCUGCUUAUUCUUAUUGGCAUCUGUGUUCUACCCGGGAUGCACGCCAGCCAUUGAUGCAAGUUCCUUUGCCAUUUUGGGCAAAAGCAUGAGCCAUAAGUUUGGCCAACAACGACUGUUUGGCUCCAUCGGAUUUGGUACAGCCGCUUUUAUCAUUGGAACCAUCAAAAACACUAUUUCAUCCAACAUGGCUGAUCCAUCGUCGUCAAACCUUCCAUUUUAUCCCGCUUUCUUCGGAGCUCUCUUCUUCUGGUUAACUUCUGCUGUUGUGGCUUCAAAACUUGCCAUAUCAAACUCUAAGUCUCAGCCUAUCGCACUCUCCAAUAUAAAGGUAAUCCUUCAAAACGGCCAGAUACUUUCGUUUCUGAUAUUUAUCGCCCUGUUCUUCGGAUAUGCUCAUGCGGUCACUUUCAGCUACGAAUACUGGCUUUUGGAGGAAAAGCUUCACGCAUCGUCACUCGUACUUGGCAUGGCUUCACUUGUCGGAUCACUCUCGGACAUCCCAUGCUACUUGCUAUCCGGAUAUUUUAUUAGGAGAUUUGGACACAAAAUCGUGCUUAUCUUCGGGAUGAUGACCUUUACCCUUCGUUUGUUUUUGUUUACCGUGAUAACUGCGGCUUGGCAAAUAAUACUGGUCGACGUGUUAUAUGGAAUUACAUGGGGCAUGAAUUGGUCGGUGAUAUGCAGUUACGCAUCGGUGAUCAGUCCACCUUCGCUGGAAUAUACUACGAUGGCUGUUGUGCAGACAACGACGCAUGGGAUAGGUUGGAGCACUGGGGCGCUCCUUGGAGGUCACAUUUUUAGUGUAAUGGGAAGCGAGUGGAUGUUUCGUGUUACAGCAGUGAUGGUUGCUUGUGCAGUUGUUUUAUAUGCAAUUAUUGUCACCUGCUACCACGUCAAGAUUUCGAGACAGUCGAAACAGCAAACUUUCAAAACUCAAACUAAAACAGCAGAUAUAAAUGGAAAUAACAUGUGUCAAAACGAAAUGUUGUAUGUAGACCCGGGAGCUGUAUAAACAGUUGCAUAUUGAUUAAGGGGAAUAACUUCUUGUUUUAAUACAGCAUUAAGUUGCGACAUUAAAACAUCAAUUUUCACAGUACUA
This is a messenger RNA of Ciona intestinalis (vase tunicate), 2107 nucleotides long. The record is from RefSeq and is a predicted model, not a curated record. Lineage: Eukaryota; Metazoa; Chordata; Ascidiacea; Phlebobranchia; Cionidae.